AUGUACAGUCACAAGCUGUGCAAAGCAGUUCGCAGGCCUCUGGUGCAACAAGGCCUGGUGGCCAAGGAUCCAGAUGUCGACGCUAUCUAUCGAUUGAUCAACGCUGAUCGAAUCGAUGGGCUCAAUGUACAAUUCGAUCGCCAUGCACCACCAAUUUUUUUGAAACCAGGUUAUUUUGCGCAACGAUUACUACAUCUUGUUGGUGGAACAAUUGGAUUUUAUCCUGCAAAUGCAAUUCAGAGGCGUAAUCCCCACAACUACUUAGCAGAUUUCAAGGAAGAAGAAAAACUGUACAGUGAUUCUGAACAAUUGAUUGAGUUAUUGGCCAAAUGGAAUUGUAGCAGCACUACAGUCGAAACAUGCCUCAUCGAACUAACCCAGUUGUUGGCACAACAUCAAUUCUGGGGCACGGAGGAAGUCAGUCUGGCCGAAGUACGUUAA
Molecule: messenger RNA, 441 nt
Organism: Gongylonema pulchrum
Lineage: Eukaryota; Metazoa; Nematoda; Chromadorea; Rhabditida; Gongylonematidae
Source: the annotation of a GenBank genome assembly